CGAACACAACACGCCGAGAGGAGGGGGCUGGAAGUCUGCCUUCCAGCCUGAAGCGGCCGGCGGUUCGGCCACAGCACACUGGAUUAGCUAGUUUGUACCCGCGCGGCUAAGUGAAUGGGAUGGAGCCGGGACCGUCUGGCGCUGUGCCCAUGGGGGUGUUCCCCCCACCCCUGCAGCAGGUGUUCCACGCCCCGCGUCGGCCAGGAAUGGGCACAGUGGGCAAGCCCAUCAAGCUGCUGGCCAACUACUUCGAGGUGGAGAUCCCCAAGAUGGACGUCUACCAUUACGAGGUCGACAUCAAGCCGGACAAGUGCCCGCGGCGAGUCAACAGGGAGGUGGUGGAGUACAUGGUGCAGCACUUCAAGCCACAGCUCUUCGGCGAUCGCAAGCCUGUGUACGACGGCAAGAAGAACAUCUACACGGUUCUGGCACUGCCCAUUGGUAGUGAGAAGGUGGAUUUCGAGGUCACCAUUCCAGGCGAGGGCAAGGACCGAAUCUUCAAAGUGUCCAUCCGUUGGCUGGCCAAGGUUUCGUGGCGCCUGCUGCAGGAAACGCUGGUCAGCGGGCGGCUGCAGGUGCCCCUCGACUCGGUGCAAGCCCUGGAUGUAGCCAUGCGGCACUUGGCCUCUAUGAGGUACACUCCAGUGGGUCGCUCGUUCUUCUCUCCGCCCGAGGGCUACUACCACCCUCUGGGGGGCGGCCGGGAGGUGUGGUUCGGCUUCCACCAGUCGGUGAGACCCGCCAUGUGGAAGAUGAUGCUCAACAUCGAUGUGUCUGCCACCGCCUUCUACAAAGCCCAGCCUGUCAUCGAGUUCAUGUGUGAGGUUCUGGACAUCCGCAAUAUAGAUGAGCAGCCCAAAACGCUCACCGACUCGCAACGGGUCCGUUUCACUAAGGAGAUCAAAGUAGUGUCAGGUCUCGUGUACCCUACUUCUCCAGGUCUCAAAGUGGAGGUUACACACUGUGGGCAAAUGAAGAGGAAGUACCGUGUAUGCAAUGUCACCCGACGUCCUGCCAGCCAUCAGACGUUCCCCCUCCAGCUUGAAAGCGGGCAGACAGUAGAAUGCACCGUUGCCCAGUAUUUCAAGCAGAAGUACAACCUGCAGCUAAAAUACCCCCACCUGCCCUGCCUGCAGGUGGGGCAGGAGCAGAAGCACACAUAUCUGCCCCUAGAGGUGUGUAACAUCGUGGCGGGCCAAAGAUGUAUCAAGAAGUUGACAGAUAAUCAGACGUCCACCAUGAUCAAAGCCACUGCUCGUUCAGCGCCGGAUAGACAGGAAGAGAUCAGCAGGCUGAUGAAGAACGCCAACUUCAACCUCGACCCGUACAUACAGGAGUUUGGCAUCAAGGUGAAAGACGACAUGGCUGAGGUGACGGGCAGAGUGCUCCCAGCCCCGAUCCUGCAGUACGGUGGACGGAACCGAGCCAUAGCCACCCCCAACCAGGGUGUGUGGGACAUGAGGGGAAAGCAGUUCUACAACGGCAUCGAGAUCAAAGUGUGGGCCAUCGCCUGUUUUGCCCCGCAGAAGCAAUGCAGAGAGGAGGUGCUUAAGAACUUCACAGACCAGCUACGGAAGAUCUCCAAGGACGCCGGUAUGCCCAUCCAGGGACAGCCGUGCUUCUGCAAGUACGCCCAGGGAGCGGACAGCGUGGAGCCCAUGUUCAGACAUCUGAAGAACACUUACUCGGGGCUGCAGCUCAUCAUCGUCAUUCUGCCUGGCAAAACCCCCGUCUACGCCGAGGUGAAGCGCGUUGGAGACACUCUGCUGGGCAUGGCCACGCAAUGCGUCCAAGUGAAGAAUGUGGUGAAGACGUCCCCUCAGACCCUUUCCAACCUCUGCCUCAAGAUCAAUGUCAAGCUGGGGGGCAUCAACAACAUCCUGGUGCCUCACCAAAGGUCAGCGGUGUUCCAGCAGCCUGUUAUCUUCCUAGGAGCUGAUGUGACUCACCCCCCUGCUGGAGACGGCAAGAAACCCUCCAUCACAGCUGUGGUGGGCAGCAUGGAUGCCCACCCCAGCCGGUACUGCGCCACUGUGCGGGUCCAGCGGCCCCGGCAGGAGAUCAUCGAGGACCUGUCCUACAUGGUGCGAGAGCUGCUCAUCCAGUUCUACAAGUCCACUCGUUUCAAGCCCACCAGGAUCAUCUUCUACAGGGACGGCGUUCCCGAGGGACAGCUGCCGCAGAUUCUCCACUAUGAACUGCUGGCCAUCAGGGAUGCAUGUAUCAAGCUGGAAAAGGACUACCAGCCUGGCAUUACCUACAUCGUGGUGCAGAAACGCCACCACACACGCCUCUUCUGUGCCGACAAGUCCGAAAGGAUCGGAAAAAGUGGGAACAUUCCUGCUGGGACUACAGUGGACACCAGCAUCACUCAUCCCUUUGAGUUUGACUUCUACCUGUGCAGCCACGCAGGCAUACAGGGUACGAGCCGGCCGUCGCAUUAUUACGUCUUGUGGGAUGACAAUCGUUUCACGGCCGACGAGUUGCAGAUCCUCACCUACCAGUUGUGCCACACCUAUGUACGCUGCACCCGCUCUGUGUCCAUCCCAGCGCCGGCCUACUACGCCCGCCUCGUGGCCUUUCGCGCCCGCUACCAUCUGGUGGACAAAGAGCACGACAGCGGGGAGGGCAGCCACGUCUCGGGUCAGAGUAAUGGUCGGGACCCCCAGGCGCUAGCCAAAGCGGUCCAGAUCCACCACGACACCCUGAGGACCAUGUACUUCGCCUGAGCUGCGUGUCAAGCCACCCACCACUUCCCUGGCCAAGUCACUUCCACUUGAGUGGGCAUGUAGCUCCCCACCACCACCUCAUCCCCUUCCCUUGUCCCCUUGUGACUACCCACUACUCAUCCUCCACAGCCGGCCAGCCGCAUCGAUCCAAUCUUCAAAAACACUCUCCAGCCUCAUGCACUCAAAAGGUUAUGAAUAUUAUUAUUAUUAUUGUUAUUUUUCCUUUGUUUUUACUUGACCAGGACUGUUGGAUUUAUUUUUUUUCGUUGGUAUUAUGAUGUAAUAUUGUGUACUACCUUCACACAUGCAAGUAAGUAUGCAAUAGAGGAGGAAAGUAGGUGGUUCACAAUGCUGCCUCUUGAACACAAUCCGGAGUCCGGAUGCCUGUGUUCCAAAAUCAUGAGGAUUGGGAAUCCUGU
This is a messenger RNA of Phycodurus eques (leafy seadragon), 3148 nucleotides long. RefSeq names its product protein argonaute-1. NCBI's taxonomy places the organism in Eukaryota, Metazoa, Chordata, Actinopteri, Syngnathiformes, Syngnathidae. Gene Ontology annotation, molecular function: protein binding; RNA binding. The transcript is spliced from 19 exons. Bases 120 to 2729 code for a protein of 869 amino acids. The record is from RefSeq and is a predicted model, not a curated record.